This is a messenger RNA of Plectropomus leopardus (leopard coralgrouper), 2480 nucleotides long. Its product is annotated as zinc finger BED domain-containing protein 4-like. Gene Ontology annotation, molecular function: DNA binding. NCBI's taxonomy places the organism in Eukaryota, Metazoa, Chordata, Actinopteri, Perciformes, Serranidae. The record is from RefSeq and is a predicted model, not a curated record.
UGUACUUUCUACUCCACUACAUUUCCAAAAUGCACCACGUUACAUUUGAUGGUUGAUCAGUCACCAAAAUGCUGUCUUCACAAAAAAUAUUGGUUGCGUUUCGGCCUCGGAAGUUUAAACCAAUCAGGUGCUGCUAUGCCGCCUCCAAUGACAGCAGAGCGCGGCGUGCAUUUAGAAGCGGCAGUGUGAUUUGGACAACAGUCGAUAUGGACUCGGAGACUGAGACCCCUGAGCCGAGCCAUCCUUGGCCAUAUUUAAAAGAGAUGUUCAUGUUUACGGGCUCCAGGAAUGAAUCAUUUAAAUUCCAGUGUCUCAACUGUCUUCCUCAAAAAAAGGAAUUACUGGCUUUCAAGAAUUCCCCGUCAAAUCUGAAGAAACACAUUGAGAGAAGGCACAGAUCACAUCUCCAGCGUUACAUGGACCUGACGGCAACGACUACUAAAAGGAAGGGAAGCUUGUCUGUUGGCGAAGGUCCUUCAACUAGUAAGCAGCAGAAACUGGUGGUGGCAGACACAAAGGCUUCUCAGAAGACCACAGAUGUUGCAGUAAUGAACUUUGUUGUUCAGGGUUUGCACCCUUUUGGAGUAGUGGAGCAACCUGGAUUCAUAUCUUUAAUGCAGCAUAUUCACCCAAAUUACACAGUGAUGUCACGGACAACUUUAAGAGACAGGAUAGAAAAAAAAACAGUGCAAAUGAAAGCAAAAGUGAAGAAUGCUAUGCAGAACAUUAAAUACAUCUCAACAACCACAGAUUGUUGGACGGCCCAUCGUCAAAGCUUCAUAGGUGUUACUGCCCACUGGAUCGAGCCAGAAAGCCUGGAGAGAUGUUCUGUUGCUCUGGCAUGUCGAAGAAUGAAAGGAUCACAUACCUAUGAUGUACUAGCUGAAGCCCUGAAUGACAUCCACAUGGAAUACAAUAUUCGGGAAAAGAUUGUCAGAACUACAACUGACAAUGCCUCCAAUUUCAUCAAGGCUUUUAGGGUUUAUGGGUGUGAUGAAGAAAGUGCUGCUGAUGGGGGGUGUGAAGAUGUGAAUGAUAGUGAGAAGGAAGAAGAAGCUCCAGAAGAAGAUCCUGAAGUGGAGACAGAGGCUGUUGAAGUGGAAGCUUUAAUGAAUGAAGAAGAUGACGAGUGUGCCGAAUAUCAGCUUCCAAAGCAUCACCGUUGUGCUUGUCAUCUCCUUAACUUGAUCUCAACAGUUGAUGCCCAAAAUGCCAACUCCAACGACAUCUACAAGAAAAUAAGUCGUGCAGCAUUUGCUAAGUGCUCAUCACUUUGGAAUAGGACCUCUCGCUCCUCUACAGCUGCAGAGGUCAUUGAGAGGGAAUGCAAGCUGCAACUCAUUCGACCAGUUGACACUCGGUGGAAUUCUUUCUUUCUUUCUGUUGAACGGAUACUGCGAAUAAUUAGAGAGAGUGGAGAAGGAGCCAUCAGAGCAGUGACCACUGCACUUAAAAUCCCCAUGUGCAGCCCUGCAGAACUUGCUUUCUUGACUGAAUAUGUUGCAACCAUGGGCCCAAUCUCCAAGGCACUGAACAUAUUGCAGGCAGAGAAGGAUGUCCACAUGGGAUGGCUAGUGCCAACUAUAACCCUCCUAAAUGUGAAGCUUGACCGCCUGAAGACCUCAUCUAGGUUCUGCCAGCCACUGAUCACUGCCCUUCAAGAAGGAAUACAGCGGCGAUUUGGAGACAUGCUUUCUGACCCUGAACUUGUUGCUGCUGCCAUUUUGCUUCCAAAGUUUCGCACCUCAUGGACAAGCAAUGCAGACUUGCUGAAAUCGGGCAUGGACUACAUCAAGGCCCACUUGGAUCUAGAGUCAGUCCCAUCACCAGGCAGCCAUUCAGGGUCAGAGGAGGAGGACUUCUUUGGUCUUAUGAAGGGAAACGUUCAAGAAACCACAAGGCAGCUGGACACCUAUCUGGCCAGUUCAACGACCUCCAUGAAUGUCCUCAAGUCAGUGCCCAAUGUUCUCAACUUGUCCCUCAAAGUCAACACUCCGCUGCCUGCCUCCGCAGCAUGUGAAAGACUUUUUAGCUCAGCCGGGCAGAUUUUUUCUUCAAAAAGAGGCAGACUAGGCUCAAAAAACUUUGAAAACCAACUCUUGUUGAAACUGAACAAAAAGUUCUGGUAAUGCAAAUGACAAUGAAACUGCCAUUUUAAAACUGUUGUGCAGAGAAAAAAAAACAUGUUUAUAGAUGAGCCUUGCCAGCAUUAAGACUUGUUGAGUUCUCAUGUUCAUGACAUGUCAGAAGUUAAAGAAAAGAAAGGUUUAAAAGAAAAUUUCACAGUUGAAUUGUUGUGUUGAUCAGAUGUUGAUUAGAAUAAUUGUUGGCUGCAUUAUAGGACAAAAAAUCUGAUCAAAUAGGCUAACUUAUCGAAAGAUUAUUCAGAGUCUGUUUUGCUUUGAAUAGAUUUAUAAUAAAAUAAAUGAUUUUAAUAUAUAACCGUCUUCUUUAUUGGUUUUACCUAAUGACAUUAGAAA